AUGAACGGAGCGAUACCAGAAGUGACAGAGUCGGGUCCGUACACAUUUACAAAGAAGGUGACGAACAAGGUGCUUUCACAUGAGAAUGGUAUAGUGAAGUUCAAGCGAUUUAUCUCCUACACCUUCAACGAGACUGAAUCUUGUCUAACUUGUAUACUAGGAAAUCGGAUAUGGAUUCCGAAUAUGAUCUAUCAGAAAUUUGUCGAGGCUGCGUCUACUGUAGGAAUGCGUGCAGCUGCAACGACACUUCUCUCACAAACCGCGUUCCUUGAAGUGGAAGUGGGAGAGUUCCUGUUCGAAGGAUACAAGGAUCCUUUCCUUGAUAAGGUGUGCGAAAUUCCUUUCAUGAAUUUCGUCUGCGAUUCGAUUCUUGACCUACCGGAUCGAAUUGGGAUGUUCUAUGAGGCGAACAACACAGCUGAUGGAGUUUAUGAGAUCCACGACGGCGUGGACAAUCCUCAGGAUCUCGGUAAAAUCGAAACAUGGAAUGGCAAGAAAUCAGUUGACCCUUCAUGGUCCAUAUGGCUCGAAUUCGAGAAAGAGGUGGAGUACGAAGGCAUACCGGCUUAUCGCUUCAUAGUUCCUCCUGACGUGUUUGAUCCAACUAUCCCUGAAAAUGAUGGCUUCUGCAAUCCCACUGACAAGAAGUUCUUCGAAUCACAAAACGAGACCGAUGACUGCUUUCCCAAGGGACUUCUGGAAAUAAGCAAGUGCCAGCGGAGUCAACCUCCAAUUAUGAUCUCACUACCGAAUUUCAAUUUUGCCCCCGAUGAAGUGCGACAAUCUGUCAAAGGACUCAACGAUACCGAUCCCGAGCGAGACAUUAUCCUUGUCGAUAUUGAGCCUCGCUUGGGUGCUGUGCUUCGCGCUCAUCGGCGGUCACAAGUGAACAUCGAGAUGUGGAAGGGAAAGGAUCUCGUCUUCCCCGUCAAUCUCAACAAGACCCGAUCAUCGUUGAUUCCGGUGCUGAUCAUUCAUGAAGAUGCCACUGUCGACCUCGACACCCUAAACAGUAUCAGAAACGAGUUAAUUCGAACAGAAUGGUGGGCCCAUUCGAUCGCAACCGCUAUGGCCGGUGCAGGAUUAGCUGUCAUCGUCAUUGCUGCAAUUUAUGCUCUCUUCAAGUCCAAAUUAUUGCGAGGAGGCAAAUCCGACUCAGUCUCACCGUUACCCGCUUACGAACCACGAGAAUCGUCGAACGGUAAAGGAACCUUUAUGUAG
Molecule: messenger RNA, 1221 nt
Organism: Ostertagia ostertagi
Lineage: Eukaryota; Metazoa; Nematoda; Chromadorea; Rhabditida; Trichostrongylidae
Source: the annotation of a GenBank genome assembly